This is a messenger RNA of Sodiomyces alkalinus F11, 641 nucleotides long. Its product is annotated as histone H2A. Lineage: Eukaryota; Fungi; Ascomycota; Sordariomycetes; Glomerellales; Plectosphaerellaceae. Bases 55 to 462 code for a protein of 135 amino acids. Gene Ontology annotation, cellular component: nucleosome. The record is from RefSeq and is a predicted model, not a curated record. Gene Ontology annotation, molecular function: structural constituent of chromatin; DNA binding; protein heterodimerization activity. The transcript is spliced from 3 exons.
GCCUUACAUCUCAACUAUUCCUUAGUUACCACCCAUUCUCACAAAACCAUCAAAAUGACUGGAGGCGGCAAAUCCGGCGGCAAGGCCAGCGGUUCCAAGAACACGCAAUCUCGUUCUUCCAAGGCUGGACUGGCGUUCCCCGUCGGCCGUGUUCAUCGUCUGCUUCGCAAGGGAAACUAUGCCCAGCGCGUUGGUGCCGGUGCUCCCGUCUACCUCGCCGCCGUACUAGAGUACCUCGCUGCCGAAAUUCUUGAGUUGGCUGGCAACGCCGCUCGCGACAACAAGAAGACACGUAUCAUUCCUCGUCACCUUCAGCUCGCGAUCCGCAAUGACGAGGAGUUGAACAAGCUCUUGGGCCACGUCACUAUUGCCCAAGGCGGCGUCCUCCCCAACAUUCAUCAGAACCUACUGCCCAAGAAGACCGGUGGCAAGGGUGGCAAGCCCGCUAGCCAACCACUCUAAGUUCUGCUUUUAUUUUCGCGUUCAUUUCCGGUUCAUUGCUUUGGGUUGGCAUGCCAUUGGGGUCCGGGUCCAGGGUUCAGGGUCGUUUUUGUUUUGCGGUUUAUCUGCGUUUGGGUUGUACAAUAAUCCCCAUGGCUUAUGGUCGUUAUGGUCAUGAAUGAAAAUACAUUUUUAAGAUG